AUGGCCCUGAUAGAGUACGCACUCUCGCCAUGGGCGAUCCCGGCAGUUCUGGGCCUGGUAUUGUUCUCGUAUCUAUUCGACUACUUUGUGACGAAUGGAAACCUGCGUGGGAUUCCUGCGCCGUUUGGUGCGCAGUUUUCGAACUUUUGGUUAUUGGGCGUUUGCCGACGUGGAAAUCGAUACAAAACUGUGGAUGAAUACCACACCAAGCUUGGACAAGUCAUUCGCAUUCAGCCGAAUCAUGUCAGUAUCGCGGAUGAUGAGGCCAUCCAGACAAUUUACGGUCACGGCAAUGGCUUUUUGAAAGCCGAGUUUUAUGACGCCUUUGUCUCUAUUCGCCGUGGCCUAUUCAACACACGGGAUAGACAUGAACACUCCAGGAAGAGAAAGAUGGUUUCUCAUACCUUCUCGACAAAGUCGGUUGUUCAGUUCGAGCCGUACAUCCACGAAAACCUUGCCUUGUUCGUAAAGCAGCUUGACAAGCUGAUUGAGCAAAGCCCACACAAAACGAAGGACGGCAAGUCAGAGGCGCAUCUCGACUCGUUGCUGUGGUUCAAUUUUCUCGCCUUUGACGUUAUCGGCGAUUUAGCCUUUGGCGCGCCAUUCGGAAUGCUGGAGAAAGGCGCAGAUGUUGCCGAGAUUCGAUCAUCCCCGGAUAGCCCGCCAGAGUACGCUCCUGCAAUUGAGAUUCUCAAUCGAAGAGGAGAGGUGAGCGCAACACUGGGCUGCUACCCGCAGCUGAAGCCCUAUGCAUCCAUGCUCCCUGAUCCAUUUUUCAGCAAGGGCCUGGAAGCAGUGCAGAAUCUCGCAGGUAUUGCCAUCGCUCGAGUCAAGAGCCGAGUCGAAAAUCCCCCAGACGUGGAGCGCAAGGACCUGCUUGCUCGGUUGAUGGAGGGCAAAGACGAUAAAGGCGAGCCUCUCUGCCGUGAAGAGCUGACUGCCGAGGCUCUCACCCAGUUGAUUGCUGGAAGCGACACGACGUCCAAUUCAUCAUGUGCCCUCAUGAACUACCUAGUCCGUAACCCGCGUGUGUUGAAGAAACUCCAGGCGGAACUUGACGCUGCAAUUCCUGAAAAUGUCGAUGUUCCCACGUAUGAUAUGGUUCGUGACCUGCAGUACCUAGGCUGGGUUAUCGAUGAAGCACUGCGUCACCACUGCACAUCUGGCAUCGGACUGCCGCGCCAGAUCCCACUGGACUCUCCUGGAAUUACUAUCCGUGGCCACUACUUUCCCCCUGGUACUGUUCUCAGCGUACCUACAUAUACGAUUCACCACUCGACGGAGAUUUGGGGAGAUGAUGCGGAGGAAUACAAGCCCGAGAGAUGGGAGAACGUCACGGCCAGGCAAAAGAAUGCAUUCAUCCCCUUUAGCCACGGACCAAGAUCCUGUGUUGGACGGAACGUGGCAGAGAUGGAGAUGAAGCUUAUUGCUGCUACUUGGGCGAGACGGUAUGCGGUUACGCUUCGUCAGGGACCUAUGGAAACUAGGGAAGGGUUUCUGCGGAAGCCUUUGGGCUUGGAUGUCGGCCUGUCAUACAGGUAG
Molecule: messenger RNA, 1542 nt
Organism: Pochonia chlamydosporia 170
Lineage: Eukaryota; Fungi; Ascomycota; Sordariomycetes; Hypocreales; Clavicipitaceae
Product: benzoate 4-monooxygenase
Exons: 2
Coding region: 1-1542 (513 amino acids)
Molecular function (GO): iron ion binding; oxidoreductase activity, acting on paired donors, with incorporation or reduction of molecular oxygen; heme binding
Source: RefSeq, a predicted model, not a curated record